UCCCCCCUUCCUCUCCUUUUGUUAAACCCUUGUUCAAGCUCUUGAUUCAAUCAAUGUCUAAGCUCUUUAGAUUCGACGAGAAAACCAAAUUUGGAAGUAAUGAAGUGGAAAGCAGUUAAAAAAAAACAGGCAUCCCGACAAGGUUUCAUUUUAAAAGGUUGUUUUUGAAGCACAAAGAACUGGGUUCAUCUUAAAAUAUGGAAACGAAUUAUGUUCUUUUGGUGGGAUUUCUUCUGCUGCUAGUUGUUGUCGGUUGCUCUGGUAAUGAUUCAAAGGGAAAUGGCAAUGAAAAGACUGGUUUAGAUCGGAAUGUAGAUGGAAAAGAAGAUCCGGUUACAGAAAGAGUUGAUUCUGAAUAUAUUGCGGAUCGGAUUAAAGUUGAUGGAAGAGGUCAAAUUGAUGGAUCAGAGAAGGGUGUUGAUAAUGGUGCAAGUAAUGGGAAGGAAUCAAGUGGUGAAGUGAAAGGAAAUACGAACAGUGGGAAAGUUCACGGAGGAGAUCAAGUUGAUGGAUCAAAAGGGGGUGCUGAUAAUGAUGCAAGUAAGAGCGAUUUGGACCAGCAAUCCGGUUCGAAUGAAGGCAAGAAUUUGAUAAAGGAUGGGAAAGAAUCGAGUGGUGAAGCAAAAGGAAAUAAGAGCAGUGGGAAAGAUAACAGAGGAGAUCAAAUUGAUGGAUCAGAAGGAGGUGCUGAUAAUAAUACAAGUAAGAGCGAUUUGAAUCAGGAAUCAGGUUCGAAUGAAGGCAAGGAUUUGAUAAAGGAUGGGAAAAAGUCAACUGGUGAAGCAACAGGAAAUACGGACAGUGGGAUAGAUAACGGAGGAGAUCAAAUUGAUGGAUCAAAAAGGGGUGCUGAUAAUGAAGCAAGCGAGAGCAAUUUGAACCACAAAUCGGGUUCAAAUGAAGGCAAGAAUUUGGUAAAGGAUAUGAAAACAUCCAAUGGUGAAGCUAAAGGAAAUACAAAUAGUGGGAAUAAUCAUGGAGGAGAUCAGAUUGAUGGAUCAGAAGGGGGUGCUGAUAAUGAUGCAAGUAAGAGCAAUUUGAACCAACAGUCAGGCUCGAAUGAAGGCAAGAAUUUGGUAAAGGAUGGGAAAGAAUCGAGUGGUGAAGCGAAAGGAAAUACAAAUAGUGGGAAAGAUCAUGGAGUAGAUCAAAUUGAUGGAUCAAAAGGUGUUGAUGAUAAUGAUGCAAGUAAGGGUGGUUUGAACCAGAAGUCGAGUUUGAAUGAAGGCAAGAAUUCAUUAAAGGAUGGGAAAGAAUCAACAAAUAGUAGGAAAGAUAAGGGAGGAGAUCAGGUUGACGGAUCAGGAAAGGGUCCAAAGAAAGUGAGCGAAGAGGAAGAUAUUAUACAGGGCUCAGUCCAACCACCGCCUCCGCUAACAAGGAAUGAUGGCUUUCAAGUUGCAGAAUGCGAUUCAUCUAAUAUGUGUAUGGAUAUGAAUAAAAGUUUUGCUGCCUGUUUGCGAGUUGCAGGCAAUGAUUCUCCCAAUCUGUUACUUCUGAUUCAAAACAAGGGAAAGGGAGCUCUAAACCUUAAGAUAUCUGCUCCUCCUUUUGUUCAGUUAGAGGAAAAGGAUGUUGAACUCGAAGAGAAUCAGGAUAAAAAGGUAAAGAUUUCCUUAAAGAGUUCCGGAACUGGAAACUUGAUUGUCUUGAAGGAUGGUACCGGAGAGUGCAGUAUUGAUUUCAAGGACUUGAUCCCUCAAAAUUCAGCCACGUCCUAUGUAAACUUCUUUUCACUAACCCCUACGACGGCCUUUAUAAUCGCUGCUACUAUUUUGAUUUUAGCGUCAUGUUGGAUGGGCAAGAGCUUUAGAUGGAAGCAAAUCGCCACUGGCCCGAAAUACCAAAGACUAGACGUGGGGCUGCCUGUAUCUAGUAAGGCAAAAAGAGAACCAGAGGUUGAUGAUGGUUGGAAUAACAGCUGGGGUGAUAACUGGGAUGACGAGGAGGCACCGGUGACACCUUCAAUGCCUAAAACUCCCAGCGUCUCCACCAAAGGACUUGCGUCGCGACGAUUGAGUAAGGAAGGAUGGAAGGACUAGCGUCGUUUUCGUUUACGUAAGCAGCCGAAACCCGAGUGAGGGGAGGAGGAACAAGAGGUGGUCUUUUUUUGUUUCUUAAAAUUCUCAAUUGGAAUGAAAAUGGAAACAAUAACAUGAUGGAGGGCUUCCAUGAUGAUAUUAAUGUAGCAUUUGAUCUAUUUUAUCUAACGAGUUCAGAUGGAUUAGAG
This is a messenger RNA of Hibiscus syriacus, 2230 nucleotides long. Its product is annotated as S-antigen protein-like. NCBI's taxonomy places the organism in Eukaryota, Viridiplantae, Streptophyta, Magnoliopsida, Malvales, Malvaceae. The record is from RefSeq and is a predicted model, not a curated record. The transcript is spliced from 7 exons. The coding region runs from base 198 to 2042 and encodes 614 amino acids.